Medicago truncatula (barrel medic) is the source of this 2169-nucleotide messenger RNA. Its product is annotated as CLK4-associating serine/arginine rich protein. The record is from RefSeq and is a predicted model, not a curated record. The transcript is spliced from 13 exons. Lineage: Eukaryota; Viridiplantae; Streptophyta; Magnoliopsida; Fabales; Fabaceae. The coding region runs from base 149 to 1819 and encodes 556 amino acids.
CCCAACAACAUCAUUGUUUGUUCUGAAACAAAAAAAAAUCAAUCUCAAUUGUCACUGAAAUUCAUUCAUUCACCGGGUUGGUGGGAAAUCAAAUCACCUGAAACUAUCGAAAUCAAAAUUAGGGUUGGAAGAAUUUGAAGGAAGGAAGAUGUGGCAUGAGGCAAGGAGGUCGGAGAAGAAGGUUCACGACAUGAUGGAUGCUGCUCGAAAACGAGCACAACGACGUGCCGUUUACCUUGCAAAACGUCGUGGUGAUCCUAUGCAAUCAAUUCAAGUCGUUGGUUCUCGUUCUCGUGCUUAUCGUGAUGACGCGCUUUAUCAAGCCACCGAAGAUCAACAAGGAUUGAUACCCUGGAAUGGGAAACAAGAUAUUUUGAUUGACAGAUUUGAUGGGCGUGCUCUCCUAGAUUUCAUUCGGGAUAGUAGUUUUAGGCGUGUCCAGGAAAAGUCUGAAGAGGAAGAAGAAUUAGAAGAGUUUGUUAAUUUUGAGCGUUAUCGGGAUUUAAUAAAGCAUCGGCGUAGAGGAUUUACCGAUGAGGACGCUUUGCAACAUGUAAAUCUAGAGAUGGAGGCCAAGGCUGCUGCUCCAUUUGCAUCAGACAGAUCUAAUGUGUCACAGCCUGCUGCAACCAAAGGAUCUUACUCACAGGUUGGGUUUUCAUAUGACGGAAAUGGUAAAGAGGAAUCUCAGAUUUCAGAUGACGAUGAUGAGGAAGAUGAAGACGACGAGGAUGAUGAGGAUUUUAAUAGUGAUGAUAGCAAUGAUGAAGGGAUGGAGAUAAUUGCAAAAGAAUAUGGGGUCAAAAGGUAUGGCUGGCUUGUUUACAUGGACAAGAAAGCCAAAGAGGAACAAAAAAGGCAAAAGGAGAUAAUCAAAGGCGAUCCUGCAAUUAGGAAACUGAGUCGUAAGGAAAGAAGGAAGGCCUCUCAAGUUGAAAGGGAGAGAGAGCGAGAAGCUACACGGAUACCUGGAACUCGUGUGCUACAUCAUGACCCCUACCGGGAAUCAAGGCAAAGUCCUACUUACGAAGCUUAUUCUCGUUCUAGAAGGUCAAGGUCCAGAUCACGGUCCUACUCCCCGUCCUAUGCAAGGCGUUAUUCACGGAGCAGUCAUUUUGACGAUAUUCUCCGAAACAAAUCAAAGACUCCAAAAAUAGAAUACAUAACUGAAUUUGGGGGCUCUGGAGAAGCAGAUGGAACCAGGCGUGAAGGAUUUUCUCCACCGCGAUCUCCCACAUCUCGAGUUGAUACAUUAAACCGGUCAUCAUCUGGUUGUAUACUCGAAGCAUUGCAUGUCGAUCCUGCUUCUGGUGUAUCUAUUGAUAAAGGCGCUAAAGUCUUGAAGCCACCCGUAAGCACACCUUCAGGCUCUGCACUAGCAAAGUUAAAGGCAAGUGGUUCUGGAGGGAUCUUAAAACCUCAACCAGGGGAGAAGAAAGAAACACCUCAAGAGAGACUUAAAAGGAUCAUGAAUAAGCAACUGAACAAACAAAUCAAAAAAGAUACUGCUGCAGAACAAGCCAAGAAAAGAGAACAGGAGCGACAGAGGCAAGAAAAGCUUGCUGAAACUAGUCGAUUGAGUAGGUAUAGACGUCGCAGCCGCAGCAGGAGUUACAGUCGUUCCCCACCAAGAAGGUACAGGCGUAGUAGAAGUCCAAGUAGAAGUAGGGGUUCCAGAAGAUAUCACUCAAGUUCUCGCUCCCGUUCUCGGUCCCCUUCUCACACCCGUUCUCGGUCCCCUUCUCGCAACCGUUCUCCACCUCGUUCACGCUCUCCUUAUUCUCGUUCUCCCAGGCUAAGAAACCGUUCAAGGCACUGAUGAAACACUGCAUGCAUGAAAGGGCAACGAGGCUUGUAUGUAAUCUGUUUACAUUUUGCUCCGAAGUGGUUAGAGGGAAAACACUGUGCUUAGCUGUGUUGAAGUUGCGGUGGGCAAAUCUUUUUGAACAUGUCACUUUAGCAUUUGCUACUGUAUAUUUAUUAUUUACAUAUUGCGAGUAAUUUGAUGUCUCAAGAGUCCGACCAGGUACAUAUUUCUCAUGUACUAAAACCUUGGUUGACUUUUGUGAAAUCAAAAUUUGUAAUGUUUCCUUGAAGUUGUAGUCUUCAAAAGAGAAUGAUAAUUGACCUAUAAUAUGUUGAAGUUUGAAACCUGUUUUUACUUGGAAA